AUGCCUGAAGAAACCCUGUCUACCCUGCUUGAACAAGCUAUUAGUCACGAACUCCGAAGCAUGCUUAUGCACAACCAGCCCCCAAGCCGGGAGUAUCACCAGUUUGCCAGAUUCCUGCAGGACCUUGAGAACCACCGCCGCCAGUACACCACGAACCAGCCUCCUGUUGUUAAGACCUAUGCUGCUACUGCCAGACCUACUCAGCGUCCCCAGUCACCCCAAGGCCCUAGCCCUGUCGCUGCUAAGCCUACCAAGCAACCCUGGCGCCCUACCAUUCAGAGGAACGAGCAUACGCCAGCGCAACAAUACGACCCCAUGGACCUAG
Molecule: messenger RNA, 325 nt
Organism: Aspergillus thermomutatus
Lineage: Eukaryota; Fungi; Ascomycota; Eurotiomycetes; Eurotiales; Aspergillaceae
Exons: 1
Source: RefSeq, a predicted model, not a curated record